Messenger RNA from Durusdinium trenchii, 2223 nucleotides. Lineage: Eukaryota; Dinophyceae; Suessiales; Symbiodiniaceae. The record is from the annotation of a GenBank genome assembly.
GCGGGUGAAGCCUUUGCCUGUUAUCUUACCACUUGUCCAAAAGAAACCAGCUGCAGGACAAUUAGAAUACUGGCAUUGCAUGGGUCCAGAAACAGCUUGGAUCAUCCCAGCAUAGCAUUCAAGUUUCUUUGUGAAAGCUUCCUUGAUCUCCUCAAGCCAUCCAUGUCGAGCUAGAUGCAAGGCUUGCUGAUUUGCAAUGGCCAGCCUGAGUGCACUCUUGGCCAAAGAGCUGAGUGAUUCAGACCGCCCAGAGCUUCGGGAUGCUCGGGAGAUUGCCAGCGCAGCAAGGCAGGCCAUCAACAGCAGCCGGAAACUCUUGAGCGACGCAGGGAGCUCUGCACCUUCUGCUCCUUCUGCACCUUCUGCCCCCUCUGCCUCUGCCCGAUCUUCUAGGGUGCUUGGUGUAUGUGCAAAUGACAUUGAUGAGGCCGUGGUGCUGGAGUUAGAGCAUGGCUUUGAUGUGGCACUGCGGAAACAGCGGAAGGCCCUCAAGGCUGCAGAGCAGGCGAAGGCAAAGGCUCAAGAUGAGCGGCUUGCCUUUGAGUCUUUGGCUGCAGCCCAGCUGAAAGAUUUGAAGGAAGAGGCAGAAGCCCUGCGUUCAGAGGCAAGAAGGUCCGACGCGACUGCACGGCAGCGUGCUGCUGAACAGCGAGAACUUCGACAAGAAAUGCAGCGUGACAUCGAAUCUUCCAAGACUGCUCUCAUGGCCAUGAUGCAGCAGAAUCAACAUCAAUUGAAGAAGAAGAACGCAAUUCUGCGUCGGAAACAGGGCCGCUUGCAGAGACUGAAAGAAAGUUGCUCAGAGAUGGAACAGUCCGAGCACCUAGCCGUUGACACGAAGGAUGACAGGCUUCCGGACUUGCAAUUGGCUUUCGAUUGUGCAAGGCACGUAGUGACAGAAAGCUCAGCGUUGGCAAGAGCCCUCCGAAGUCGGAUUCCUGAAGAUGGGGAGAUCGCUGAAGGACGCUGCGAUACUGGUGGCUCCGGCACACGUGGGCGAGAACCAGAGCAGGGUCACGAGAGUGUUCCAAUCGCAGAGGCUCUUGAGAGAUGUCAAGUGCUUCGGGCGGAACUGAGGUCUUGUGCUGCUGAACUUUCAGCCUUUGAAGGUGACAGAGGCUCUCAAAACACCUCACCGUCUGAAUUUUCUGAAGCUCCGAGGGCUUUGCUGCGAGAGCUCACUGAAGAGCUACGGGCUCAACAGGCAGGCGCUGCUCAGUUGCAGGAGUUAGUAGUUCGAUUACAGCAUCAAGAGCCUCCAUCACCUUGCAGGCCAUCGGUGCUGUGCUGCGAGGCAAGGCAACUUGAAGAACUUUGCCAAACAGAGCAGCGGAUCGAAGAGCAACGCGUGGAGCUGGACCAGCAGUGGGUUGACCUGCACGAAGGUUGCAGUUCAGUUUCUGUGCAACACAGGGGUGUUCAAGACACUAGAGACAUCAGGCGAAAGCUCAGAACUUGGCACCUGCUGAGAUCCAAGCUUGUUGAAUGUCAGGCAGAGCCUGCUGAGCUCCUUGAGCUGCCCAGUCGACUCCGCCAGCACUUGGCGGAGCGAGAAGCGAACCUUCAAGAGGAUGUCACCAUAACAUGCACUCCAGCAGAUGCACGCCAGCGAGCAGACCAUUCCAAACGCAAGCAGGAGCAGCUGGACGCCAUUUGCAAAGAUCUAGAGCAGCAAAGUCAGGCUUUGGAGGCGUGUGUGGAGGCAGAGCGUGAGCGUGGCAAGGAGGACCUGCUCCGUGGGGCUAGCUUGCGAAAGCGACUUGAAGAAGCUUUGAAAGCUGAAAGUGCCAUGGGGGCGGAACUCUUUGCCGGCUUGGCCGAAGAAUGCAGCGAAGCAGGCCGUCGCACUGAGAGAUGCAAAGCUGCAACUGCACACUUGACGGCGCAAUGUGGACAAUGUCGGUCAGAGUUGCAGGAGACUGGUGCUAUGCUCAAUCACCAGCGUGCCAUGAGCAACAUGCUUCAGGUCACUGGUGAGGAUUUAGAUCUGCGUCACCAACAGCUGCUGCAGCGCUUGGACUCCGCACGCGCCGCGCUUGGGCAUCAGGAAGUGGCAUUGGGGCGACUUCGAAGUGAGGUCCAAAGCGAGGUGAUCCACAAAGCGCAGUUGCGGUUGCUUUGCGAGGCCGAAGAGACAGCCUUGGACGCAUCUCUUCAAGCCUUGGCGAGUGCGACUUCUCGCUUCGCGGAGUCGGAAGUGGAAAGGCCGACAUGACGAAAUCG